Messenger RNA from Leopardus geoffroyi (Geoffroy's cat), 3496 nucleotides. Its product is annotated as ankyrin repeat domain-containing protein 26-like. The coding region runs from base 2117 to 3379 and encodes 420 amino acids. Lineage: Eukaryota; Metazoa; Chordata; Mammalia; Carnivora; Felidae. The transcript has 5 exons. The record is from RefSeq and is a predicted model, not a curated record.
UUCCAUCAAUAUUAUAUAGUGUAUUAUACAUAUGUUCUAUGGUAUCCCUUUGAUUCAAUAUACAUUAUUUAGGUUUAAAAUAAAUUAAAACACGGGAUCAUGUUCCUUGGAACAUUUGUUUAAAGUUUUCCUCUUCAGCUUUUGACUUUUUUUUUUUUUUUAACGGUAUGAGACCAAAAUCGUGAUGAAAUGUAUCUCCAGGUUGUAGAAAAGCGCAGUGACAGUGGCAACUUUCUCCAGAACAGAAGGCCAGAGAGUAUUACAAGAUGGAAGUCUAAACAAUCACUUUUACAAGCAAAAGGUGCUAGAAAUGGCUCAUAAGAAAACGAAUUCUGAAAUAUCUUCUUUAGUUAUUUGAAGUACAUGUGUGUAUGUAUUUGUAUACAUUCUAUUUUUUAAUUAUUAUUACUUUUUCUCCAUGUAUGUAUAUAUAAAUUUAAAAAACCCAACACUGUACAUCAUGGAAACUAUAGAGGAUUUUAAAAGCACAUAUAUUUUGGGGGAGGGGUAUGGGGGACGGUGGCAUUUUUGUUUCAUUGGCUAAAAUAAUAUUCUUGAUUAAAUGCAUUUGUCUGCAACAGCUAGUGACAUUCGUAAUGUCCUCAUCCAAAGGAGAGGCUUUUAUUACUUUCUGUAGGAAUCGAUGAGCUUUCCCUAAUCUCAAAACUAUUGCUACUAGCAACAUGUGUUUUGGUUUUGAACAGUUACUUCACUGCCUUGAUAUAUUAAUAGAUUAGUUGAACACUUCUGCUAAUGGACAGGAGGACGAGUAUAGUCAUUUCCCAGAUCAUAUUUUCGGUAUCAAGUCUCCUACUUUUGAGAAAAGUAACAGUUUGCUUCAGGUAGCAUCCUCUUUCAUUACAAGGAACUUUUGAAAACAAUGGUAUGCUAUGGUAUAUACUUAAUGCCAAUUUAUUGAUAGGUAUUUUAUUCCUAAUAACAUAGUGGAGUGUCUUUCCCCUCUUUUAUAUUUAUUACUAUUUUCAACAUGAAGAGGAAAUACAAGUUAUUGAUUGCAGCAGUAAAUAAUUUCAUGAUUUUCUAAGAGAUGUAUAAAUUUCACCUGAUUUCCUAUCAGUAGUUUGAAAUCCAAGACUUCUUUCAUAAAUGUGUGUUUACACUAGAGAAGUAGCAGUGGUUGAUGCAAGAUCACUAGUUGUGGAGUGAGAAGACCUGGGGAGAGUCCUGCAGCUCACCAUUUUUUAAUCUCUCCAUUCUAGAAUUGUGAUAACCACAUGAGUUCAUUUAUGUAUGGAGAAGUGUUUCUAUUAUAGUACAUUGCCUAGAUUUGUCAGUUAUCAAUAGAUCUAUUUUUAUAUCUGACUAUAGAAAUGUUAGCAAAGUAGAUAUCUAUGAAAUAUUCUCAGGAAAAAAGAAUUUUAGGAAAUUUAAUCUGUCCAAGUAGAUGCAGAGCUAACGAUUCUACUGUGGGGUAGCUGUGUUCGAUAUCUACUGUAAACUCAAUUUUUAAGUGUAGUCAGAGUUAUUAAUCUUUCAUUUCAGGCCUUCUGGUUUGUUGUAAAUCAGAGAAAGGCUUUUCCAAUUCUGAGAUUCUGAAAACUUUUCUCACGAAUUCUUUUUUACUUUCAUGCCUUCAUUAUUUUCAGUUAAAGUUCUGAACUUUUGGGAACUUAUGCUUGUAUAAAAUUUGAGAUUUGGAGCCAACUUCAUUUUUUUCCAGUUGGAUAUUCACUUACUGUAAUCUUCCUUCCUUCCUUCCAUCUCUCUCUCUCUCUCUCUCUCUCUCUCUCUUUCUUUCUUUCUAUGUUUCUUUAUUCAUUAGAGAGAGAAAGAACGCAAGCAGGGGAGGGGCAGGGAGAGGGAGAGCAAGAAUCCUGAGCAGGCUCCUGACUGUCAGCACAGAGCCUGAUGUGGAGCUUGAACCCACAGAAUGUGAGAUCAUUCCCUGAGCCAAAAUCAAGAGUCAGACACUUAACCAACUGAGCCACCCUGGUGCCUCCUGUAACCUUUUCAUUGUUUAAACAUAGAUUAUACUUCAAUUUCAAAGAAAAGCAUGAUAAUGUCAUUUUAUUGAAUACUAUCUGAAAAUGUCCUUUGUUUUACUUAGCUUUCUGAUAGUCGUGAGAAAAUACAAGAUCUGUUGCAUGAAAAUCACAUGUUGCAGGAUGAAAUCGCCAUGCUAAGACUGGAAAGAGACACCAUAAAAAAUCAGAACCAGAGAAAGGAAACGAAAUAUUGUGAAGACAUUGAAAGUGUAAAGGAAAAGAAUGACAAUCUUCAAAAGGCCAUAAAACAGAAUGAGGAAACAUUAUCAAAAACAAUAUUUCAAUAUAGUGGACAGCUUAAUGUUCUGACUGCUGAGAUUACGAUGCUAAAGUCUAAACUGGAGAAUGAAAAACAAAAGAAAGAGAGCCUGGAAGCAGAAGUUGAAUCAUACCGUGCUAGACUGGCUACUGCUGUACACGAUCAUGAACAGAGUCAGACAUCAAGAAGAGACCUAGAACUUGCUUUCCAGAGAGCAGGAGAUGAAUGGUUUCACUUACAGGACCAGAUGAAUUUUGAUGUGUCUAAACUACAAGAUAACAAUGAAGUUCUUUCUCGGCAACUUUCUCAAGUUGAAAGUAAAUUCAAUGCCCUGGAAAUUGAGCUCCAUCACACAAAAGAUGCUCUCAGAGAAAAGACUUUAGUUUUAGAAUGUGUACAAAGGGACCUAAGCCAAACACAAUGCCAGAAGAUGGAAAUUGAACACAUGUAUCAGAAGGAACAAAGUAAAGUGAAUAACUACAUUGCAAAGCAGGAAUCCUUCGAGGAAAGGUUAUCUCAACUACAAAGUGAAAAUAUGUUGCUUAGACAGCAACUAGAUGCUGCUCACAACCAAGCUGACAGUGAAGAAAAGCUAGUGAUUAAUAUGCAAGACCAGUUUCAGAAUAUCCAAAAAUACCUUAAAGCUAAACGUGAAGAACAAGGUCUUAUGCUGGGAGAAAGAAAUAAAGAGUUAAUCGAUGAAUGUAAACAUUUAAAAGAAAGAAUGUAUCAGUAUAAAAAUGAGAAAGCAAAAUUAGAAGUAGUUGUGAGAGAACUUCAACAAGAACUGGCUGAUACUCUGAAGAAACCGUCUAUGUCAGACGCUUCCCCGGAGGUUAUGUCACAUCUUCGUCUGGAAGAUGGGACACGGGAUCUCAAGAAGAAAUUAGGUCGAAUCAGAAGUCAAUUGCAAGAAGAACAAGAUCGAUAUGCAGAGACCAUAAGAUAUGCUGAGAAGAUGAAAGAUCAUAUGAAAAAGCUAGAAGUUCAAAAUGCCAGACAGGAAAAAACCAUCAAACAGCAAGUGGCCCAAAUUCAAGACCUUGAGAGCAACUUGUUAAAGACAAGUUUGCUGCUACCGAAUUUGAAAGAGGAUCCUGUAGAACUCCUUUAGUAUCUACUGAUGAUUCAAUUCUAAAUCAAGAUCCAGUAUGGAAAGCGUCACAAGAAUAUGUACAGAUUUUGAACAAAAAUUAUAUGAUUUGAAAAAUAAAUAGAAAAAAUUUACAGG